CCCGGUUCCGCCGCGAUGCCCAAGGCCCGGCGGGCUCGGGGCUCCGGCGCGGCCCCGGCGCUGCCCUUGGCCGAGCAGAUCCUGCAGGACGCGGCCCCGCGGGCCCGGGCUCGGCGCGGGGCGGAGGAGCCGGGCGGGGAUGGCGGCGGGGACGAGUUCGUGGACGCGCGGCUGUCCCGGCGCAUCCUGGAGCAGGCACGGCGGCAGCAGGAGGAGCUGGAGGCCGAGCACGGCCCCGGAGCGCCCGCAGCGCCCCGGCAGCGCGGUGCCCUUCUCGGGCCCGGCUCGGAUGAGGAUGAGGAUGAGGAGUGGCCCUCGCUGGAGAAAGCGGCGGCGGCCGCGGGACGGAGCGGGGACUACGGCGGGGAGGUGGAGGUGGACCCCGAGGAUGAGAAAGCCAUCGAGAUGUUCAUGAACAAGAACCCGCCGCUGAGGCGCACCCUGGCCGAUAUCAUCAUGGAGAAGCUCACGGAGAAGCAGACGGAGGUGCAGACGGUGCUGUCGGAGAUCUCGGGCUGCCCCAUGCCCCAGCUCGACCCCCGUGUCCUGGAGGUCUACAGAGGAGUCAGGGAGGUGCUGUCCAAGUACAGGAGUGGGAAGCUCCCCAAGGCGUUUAAAAUCAUUCCUGCCUUGUCCAACUGGGAGCAGAUCCUCUACAUCACCGAGCCAGAGACCUGGACAGCUGCUGCCAUGUACCAGGCCACCAGGAUAUUUUCCUCCAACCUGAAGGAGAGGAUGGCCCAGCGCUUCUACAACCUGGUGCUGCUGCCGCGCAUCCGCGACGACAUCGCCGAGUACAAGCGGCUCAACUUCCACCUGUACAUGGCUCUGAAGAAGGCUCUGUUCAAGCCUGCAGCCUGGUUCAAGGGGAUCCUCAUCCCGCUCUGCGAGUCGGGCACGUGCACGCUCAGGGAGGCAAUCAUCAUCGGCAGCGUCCUCAGCAAGUGCUCCAUCCCCGUCCUGCACUCCAGCGCAGCGCUGCUGAAGCUGGCUGAGAUGCAGUACAGCGGUGCCAACAGCAUCUUCCUGCGCCUGCUCAUCGACAAGAAAUACGCGCUGCCCUUCCGCGUGCUCGACGCCCUGGUCUUCCACUUCCUGGCCUUCCGCACGGAGCAGCGCCUGCUGCCCGUGCUGUGGCACCAGAGCUUCCUGGCCCUGGCCCAGCGCUACAAGGAGGAUCUGUCCUCGGAGCAGAAGGAGGCUCUGCUGGAGCUGCUCAAGUUCCACAGCCACCCCCAGAUCUCGGCCGAGAUCCGCCGCGAGCUGAUGAACUCCGGGACGAGGGACGUGGAAGGGGAGCAGGUGGCGGCCAUGGAGUGAGCAGGGAAAGGCUGGAGGGAGCCUGGGCUGCCCCUGGGAGCAGCUGGGAGCCUGCAGCAGGAGAACCGCC
Catharus ustulatus (Swainson's thrush) is the source of this 1390-nucleotide messenger RNA. It is a transcript of the gene BYSL, whose product is annotated as bystin like. Gene Ontology annotation, cellular component: nucleolus; preribosome, small subunit precursor; cytoplasm. Gene Ontology annotation, molecular function: snoRNA binding. NCBI's taxonomy places the organism in Eukaryota, Metazoa, Chordata, Aves, Passeriformes, Turdidae. The record is from RefSeq and is a predicted model, not a curated record. The transcript has 7 exons. The coding region runs from base 16 to 1320 and encodes 434 amino acids. Gene Ontology annotation, biological process: rRNA processing.